Paramecium tetraurelia is the source of this 1128-nucleotide messenger RNA. RefSeq lists its product as uncharacterized. Gene Ontology annotation, biological process: protein phosphorylation. The record is from RefSeq and is a predicted model, not a curated record. Gene Ontology annotation, molecular function: ATP binding; protein kinase activity. Lineage: Eukaryota; Ciliophora; Oligohymenophorea; Peniculida; Parameciidae. The transcript has 4 exons.
AUGCAAAAAGAAUAAAUAAGAAACCAAUUAAAAAAACAACUGUUCGAAAAUUAAGGAUUGCGUUAAAAGAAAUCUAUUGACAUUGAAAAUAACAUUACUCAAUAGAAUUCUCCUUAGCUGCAAGAAACAUUUUAAGAUGCAUACUAAUUAAUGGAGAAAAUAGGUGAGGGUGCUCAUUCUGUGGUUCGUAAAUGCUUAAGAUUACCUAAAUAAAAAAGUGCUAGGUCUCUUAUGACUAAAUCAACCUAGAUAUAUGCAGUUAAAUGUUUUAGAACUGAUGAUCCAGAGAUUGUAAAUACAAUUAUUCAGACAUUUAAUUUGUAAAGAUUAUUAUAAGAUGUCCCUCGAAUUUGUAGGGCUUAUGAUCUUUUUAUAGAUGAAAAAACGAAACAUUAGUAUCAAGUGAUAGAAUAUUGUGAUAUUCCUAGUUUGGAUUAAGUGUUUCCAUUGCUAUCACUUAAACAUAAAUAGGAAACUAUUAAAUAACUGGCUUAAACAAUUGCUUAAAUACAUUCUAAAGGGAUAUGUCAUCGAGAUUUAAAGCCGGAAAACAUAUUAAUAUAAUUGAAUCCAGAAAUAUAAAUUAAGUUAAUUGAUUUUGGAGUUAGUAAACGAUUCAAAUUCAAAGAUACCUUUAAAGAUAUGUGGACUGCAACUGGAACCAUAGUUUAUUAAGCACCUGAAGUAUUUUUAGGUGGUGGCUAUGACGAAAAGGUUGAUAUCUGGUCUAUUGGAGUAAUAUUAUACUAAUUAUUGUGUUAUCGACUUCCCUUUUUUGCUGAUACUGUUAGUGAAACCAUUGAGUUAAUUACCUCAGAAAAUCUUUCAUUCCAAUACACAGAAGAAUUUUAGAAUCUGAGUUACAUAGAGAGAGACUUGAUUAAAAGAUUACUGAAACACAAUCCUCAUCAUAGACUCUAUGCUGAAGACAUCUCUUUACAUCCUUGGUUUGAAGACUAAAGUAUACAUACUUAAUAUGUUAUAUCUGAUGAUACAAAUCUAAUGUCUAGACAGAUUUUGGAAGAAAGAACACUUUCUACUCAAAUUGGCAAUGAAAUCUCAGAUCAAUAAGUUUAAAAUUUGAUGGAUAGUUUUGAGUGGGGAUAAAGAAUUCAUUUUAAAAAAUGA